AGAGAGAGGCAGACACGGAGACUGCGUGCGUGUGUGCGCGCGCGCGUGUGCGAGAGAGAUCUGGUGAGGUUGGAAACGGUCGGCAUGAGCUCUACAUGGCGCGCGUAAAAAUGCUGUAAGACGCUCGUGGCGCUUUCCCGACACCCUUCGAGCCGAGGACGAGCCCGCAGCGGAGCAGUUCUUCACCCGCAGGUCUUACACUGUCUUGAGCCUGAGAGGGCAGAAUGCCGGAGCAGAGCAACGACUACCGCGUGGUGGUGUUCGGGGCGGGGGGAGUGGGGAAGAGCUCCCUGGUUCUGCGCUUCGUGAAGGGCACGUUCAGGGACACCUACAUCCCCACCGUGGAGGACACCUACCGCCAGGUGAUCAGCUGCGACAAGAGCGUGUGCACCCUCCAGAUCACCGACACAACUGGCAGUCACCAGUUCCCCGCCAUGCAGCGCCUCUCCAUCUCCAAAGGCCACGCCUUCAUCCUGGUCUACUCCAUCACCAGCAAGCAGUCCUUGGAGGAGCUCAAACCCAUUUACCAACAGGUUCUGGCCAUAAAGGGCAACGUGGAGGCCAUCCCCAUCAUGCUCGUGGGAAACAAGAGUGACGAGACCCAAAGAGAAGUGGAGACCAAGGACGGGGAGGCUCAGGCCAACCAGUGGAAGUGCGCCUUUAUGGAGACGUCGGCCAAAACCAAUCACAACGUCACCGAGCUCUUCCAGGAGCUCCUCAACCUGGACAAGAAGAGGAACAUGAGCCUCAACAUUGACGGGAAACGCUCCGGAAAGCAAUCCCGCGCCGAGAGACUGAAGGGCAAAUGCAGCGUGAUGUGAAUCCAGACGAGGAGGAAGGAAGGAGGUCAGCAUUGGGGAGAGGGGGCAGAAAGAUUAAAAAAUAAAGUACAAACAAAAGAAAUUUAAAAAACACCAGGAAUCUCAACUUGUGGAUCCUUCCCGUUAAAGUGGUUCUUUCAGGACUGCAGCGCAUGAACAGGCUGGAGCUCGUAUGUUUGCGGCCAGAAUAUCCCACAUUACAAGAAUAAAAAAAGAAACAUCUGAAACAUCUCCUGGUAGCUUGGCCAUCCUUUCUUUGACCUCCAUCCUCUACAUGUAAAGUUGACACACCUGUAAGCUUCAAACCUUUAAGACUCAACAAAUCCCACCACGAUUCUGCUGUAUAUAAACCCCCUUCUCAAUAUUUCCAUCUAUCAAAACCCAAAAGGAAAGGAAAGUUGACGCUAGAGCUCACCCACCACCUCCUCACCCUAAGAUUAAACCCUCCCAUCCGUCCAUCCCGCCGUCCUAAUGAGGAAAACUCAUCACUGAAGCCUCCAGAUGUCCUCGUCCAGCGAGCGGCAGGGUAUGCACACACUCAAAUGACGCAACAAUCCUUUUAAAACUCUGGUGGAGGGAAGGGUAACUCCCAGCAGAAGGAAGCGGGACUCUCAUCAAAACAGAAAGAAGCAAAUCUGCCUUGUCAACGAGGAUGACACGCUUGGAUUAUCGUUGCCAAUCUGGUGAAACGAAAGCGACUCUCUGAGGUCGAGAACUCGUUUUGACGUGUGGAGGUUUCUCUUUAUGCCUUUUUUGUGUUUAUUUCUUCUUAUUUUUAGAUGUUAAAAAAAAAAGCACACUAAAUCAUCUCCUAGUAAACCUGCUAUAUGCAGAUGAUUCAGUUUUCUCUUCGUUGGAUUAGUUGGAUAUCCUCUUGAAUGCUUAGUGAGCAGAAAACACACACGUACACAGGAAGGAAGGAAGGAAGCAUCCAUGCAAACAUGAAAAAAAGCUCUCUGCAUGAAGACAAGCAGGGCUGGCUCAGCUGAAAUGCCCUCACAUUGCACUUUAUAUCAUACUUAAAAACAUUCAUUUGAGUAUAUUUCCAUUUUUUAGCCACCAAACAGGUUCUAGCGUGUCUCCAGGUGCAGAAAACACCUUUUUCCCACCAAAUUACACACAAAACAGCCAGAAGCACAACUUUUUAAAACAUAUUUUUCAUCUUUUUUGUGCCGUUUCAACCCAGUCUGGAGUUUUAAUUGUUAGUGUUUUAGGGAAGGCACAAUGAAGGUGCGGCUGAACAACAGGAUACGGCGGGCGGCGGCGGGUGGCGGCGGUGGGAUCGGUUGCACGGUAGGCGGAGAAGAUUCAGAGUAUUUGCCCACUUUUUCUACAUCUCUCAGGCGGUUUUAAUAACAAAUUGUGUGGAGGAUAAUCUGCUUCAGUACUGUUAAACCCAAAGACACAGAUGACAGCCCCGCCCCCUUUUCACUGCAUGUCCAUCUAACAAAAAAAAAAGAAAAAGAAAACAGGAAAAGCACAGGAACUCCUUUUUCCGUCUGUACGUAUUGGGCAGCGUCGACAGCUGGGGACUUUCAGGUGACAUUUUACUUGAAGAUUUGCUUAUUUAAAGGGUAACCAAACAGGGAUGACUCCGCCCACAGUCGAAAUUUAAAAAUCCAGUCAGAGGGGUGGAGCUUUCUGAAACUUUGGUUUGACCAAUCACAAAAUUCAACUGUAAUACAUCGAUUCAACCUGUAGGGGGCAGCACACAGACUAUUUUCUUUUAAUUUAUCCAAAAAUGGGCCCAUUUAUAGAGAUCAAAAAAGGUGGAUUUAGGGUUUGGUUACCCUUUAAGGCCAAAAUGACUCACCUGCAUCCGUCACAAUUCUUCAAUAAACAAUUCCAGAGGUGUAAUUAUUGUAAAUACGCAUAAUUAAUCAGAUGAACGAACUUCAAGUAAGAUGUCUGAAGAGAGCGGCCUCUGCUGUCUUUCUGGGGAAUCGACCAGAAACUUCCACGGCGACCUUGUACCAGUUUAGCUUUAGUGUUGCUAUGUACUGUAAAAAUAACAUUUCAGUUAUUGAUCCACUUAUGGCAUAAUAGACACAAAAAUGUGAAUAUGUAUCUAAAGGUUUCACUCCAUGUUUUUUUUUAUGUUUGUUACUGAAUGAAUCUGUUGUUAUUGCUGUGUUGUACUUUGCACUGAUGUGAGGUCCUGUUCAGAUUUGCAUCGUAAACGUACCCUUUAUCUUUUAGAUGCCAGGGACGCUCUCUCAAAUGCAUAUUUGUUUUGUUCAUUCAGACAGGAAGCUAAACUCCACCUAAUUUGGUAAACAUGUGAUGGUUUUCUGGCUGCUGAUGGUGCACGCUGCAUAUUUAGAUUUAUAAAUAUAUAUAUAUAUGAGCCUGACGCGUCUGGUUGCUUCACGCAGAUCCCAGUUUGCUUGCGUAUCUCUGUGCAAUCUGGUGUUCUGCUGACGUUAGCAGGAGGCUGUCAUUGUCCAUGUCCCUGCAUGGAAUAUGAUCCAGCGCGAGGAGAGAAAAACCAAAACAAUAGAGCAGCAGCAGGCGGGAGCAGCAGGAGGGGAGCUGGUACGAAGAGUGUGAGGAUGUCCAGUCGGAGCGUGCUGGCUUGAAUGUAAGGAGAUGACGCGUGCUGAGGCUCUUUGUUGACUUUGAGGUCUGUGUGAGUCAAAUGUUAGCAGGAAUCAGGACAAACACCUCUGCCCCCCCCUCUCUUUUGUGACUUGUCUCAUCUCAUCUAUCAAUGAAUCAUAUUCACCUUGCUGUCUUUUGCGUGACUUUGAGAGCCUCCAUGCAUGAUGUGCACGCUCAGCCACGUCUGGAAUCUCUGUGGCCUGCAGGACGUCCACACUUGUGAGAGUCCUGGUCAGAGUUGUUGACAAAUUCAGAAAUGAAUCCAAAUAUUUCCAACGAGAGGGAAAAGUAAUUAAGAUUGGAGAUGUUUUUAUCUUCAUUUAUAGGUAUAAAUUAAUUCUAGAGAGCUUUGUAUGUGAGGGAAUUUGCAUAAAAUGCUGCAAAAAACAUUUAUAGAUAUGUUCUAGUGUUGAAAAUAAGUAACUUUUACACUUGAAUUGUUUGGUUUCUGUUUUAUUAUAUGGGAAAUACCCAAAAGAUGGAUUGCUUAAUCAGGUCAUUCUGUUACAUAAGAUCCUGAUUUGGAGGCUGAAUUAAAACGACGGAGAAUUAGGGCCAGUUUACAAACAAACACACAAAAAAAUAUAAAUUACAACUUUAAAUUUAGUAAUUUUUUUAGAUUUAAAGUCGUAAAUUCACAGGAAAAAACUAGUGAAUUUAUAAUAAUAACUUUAUUAUUUUAAAAUUAAUAUUAAUUUUUUUUCUCAAAGAACGAACAAUCAAUCAGCACAAAAAGAAAGAAUAAAGCAGAUAUUCAGUUAGCCUGAUGACUUUAUUCAUGUGAUUUUACAGACAAAACAUUUUAUGAUUGGAGUUAAUCUGAGCAUCAUACAAAUUCACUUCUUCUUGCUCCCUUUCAAGCAAUUAAUUAAACAUAAAUAUAAAAUAAACCAGUCUGCAGAGCUUAAAAAUGAACUCUAGCAUGGACCAAACAUGGAUCCUUAAAAGCUCGGUGUGUUUUUCUCAAAGGAAACCUGAGGUAAUUAAGUUUUAAGUCACUUAGACGUUUAUGUUCACUUUCAAGAGAACAUUUUUCUGCAUUUCCCAUCCAUUUUAGCAACAAUCUGCUGGAACAACAGAGUCAAAAACUCUAAAAGUUAUUUUAAUCCAUGUUAAAGCACGGCAGAGGUCGCUUCAUAAUGUGGAGGAGACCUUGCUGCCUCAGGUGCUGGAGAAAGUUUACCUGUCUGAAAAUGUUAUUUAAAUUAGAAAUUCUGUUAUAGAUAAUUUAGAAAAACAAAUAAAAAAAUCAAUUUAACAAUCAAAAUAUUAGUAAAAAGUGGCGCUAAUUACAUGAAAUAAUCGUUUCUGUUUGUAUUUAUUUCAUUGAAAACGUUCUUUUAUUGUUUUUAAUGUCAAAUAAAAGAGUAGAUUUGAUCAUCUGGAUUUAUUUGCAUUUAUUUCUGAAGUCACAAACAUUUUUCUAUUGACUGUCUAUAAUUCUGACCAAAAAAAAAAAAAAAAAAAACGUCUGCAUGGAUUCCUUUAAACGACAAAGUCAUCAAAACGCUCAUUUCUGUUGAACCUUCACAUUUGUCAGCAUCACAACAUGUUCUCUACAGUUUUUAUUUUAGCAGAAAUCACGACGUGUUUGUUAGACUGGAAACAGGCCGGCUGAUUGUAGAUAGAUGUAAAUAUUGUCUAAAGGGUUUAAUAUAUCGGUGAUAUCAGAGGAGAGUUCAGUUUGAAUUAUUCUGCAAAAAACUUUACUUGUGAUCAAAGCAUCAAAUUAGAAACAAGAUGGCAAAAAAUGUGUUUUGUUAUGCAGCGAUUAUUCCCCCUAAUAUAUUAUUGUUUGACACCUAAAGAGACCUAAAAUGUCAAUUUUUCUAAAACAGAAUCGACAUUUUUUAAUAAAAUCGUUCAAAUUUUUGAGAGAAUUUUAAGCUAACUCUUUGGAAAACUACAAAAUUCAAAUUAUGCAUGAAUAUUUGAGGCCUCCUGUAGUACACUGAGAGUAUUACUUCAGAUUUGUACUCACCAAUCAGGUCACUGAUACUAAGAUGCCACAGUUUCACAUUUGUUCUUUAGUGCAGGAAGUCCAAAAACGGCACAAAGAGUGUUAACAGAACAGCAACACACUAGAAAAGUUUUUCUGUCUACAUUCUCUUGUUUCUGUCACACUUCCUGUGAGAGAAUCGGAAGGAAACCAGGAUGUGAAACUAAAAAAAUCCCCCCGCAGACCUCUGUGGCAGGUGUGAGUCGGUGGCCCAGAUGCUUUGUGGGUAAUGUAGUUUGGCUCGGUCCUGUCACUCUGGCCCAUCACUCCUGCAUGGUCCCUAUCGGUGUUCCAGCCAGCAUGAGAACAAGGACACAAACUGUGAAUCAUCUUUGUAUUUUUACUAAAACCUUUGUCUGAUCUUAUUUCUCUUCGGGUUUUCCAACAGUUUUUAGCACUUAUUGAUUUUAUAAACUCAUUUCUUAUUAUUUAUUCUGUUGGGAAUUUUUAUUUUAUUUUAUUUGAACUAACUAUAAUGUAUAGAUAUUUAUUCUAGCAAUAGUCUUCCUAUUAAGAUAUACUGUGCUGAUGCAUCCUCUGAAUAAUGGAAACUAACAUAUAUAAAUAUAUAUAUAUAAAUAUAUACAUAGAUGACAAUAAUCUGCAAAAUAAUUUUCCUAAUAAAAAGUGUGAACUGAGGA
Molecule: messenger RNA, 6062 nt
Organism: Oryzias melastigma (Indian medaka)
Lineage: Eukaryota; Metazoa; Chordata; Actinopteri; Beloniformes; Adrianichthyidae
Gene: diras1b
Product: DIRAS family, GTP-binding RAS-like 1b
Exons: 3
Coding region: 225-821 (198 amino acids)
Biological process (GO): signal transduction
Cellular component (GO): plasma membrane
Molecular function (GO): GTPase activity; GDP binding; GTP binding
Source: RefSeq, a predicted model, not a curated record